Rhagoletis pomonella (apple maggot) is the source of this 489-nucleotide messenger RNA. RefSeq lists its product as uncharacterized. The transcript is spliced from 2 exons. The annotation marks the transcript as partial. Lineage: Eukaryota; Metazoa; Arthropoda; Insecta; Diptera; Tephritidae. The record is from RefSeq and is a predicted model, not a curated record.
AUGGCGAAAAUUCAGGACUUAAAUAUUGAGGAACUGAAACAGGAGUUGGAAAAGCGUAAUUUGGCCACCUCCGGAAGAAAAGUGGAAUUAUUAUCCCGUUUGCGGGAGGCUAUGGAGGAUAAAUCCGCUGCACUGUUCGUUGCAUUAAAAGGACCUGCAGCAGAAAUCUUGCAGACUAUUCCCGACUGUGAAAGGAACAGUUACGAUGCGUUAAUGGGUGCAGUGGAAAGACGUUAUGGUAGCGAGCACAGGAGACAGAUUUACCAGAUGGAGCUGGAGAAUCGCUGCCAAAAAGCCAAUGAGACUCUACAAGAAUUCGCUUCGGAGAUCGAGAGGCUGGCUCACUUGGCUAUUGGAGACGCAUCUGGUGAACACCUUGAAAGGGUAAAGAUCCAGAGGUUCAUCAACGGAAUGCGAGACAUGUAUACCAAGCGCGAGACGUAUGCAAAUCCAAAGCCAUUUUCUGAAACGGUCUCGUAUGCUCAGACA